GGCAGCGCCCCGGCUUCUCCCCGCCGGACUGUCUCAGACCCCAGGACCCCUCCCCUCUUCUUCCCACCCUCCUCGCCUUUACCCUCCCCGCCCUUCUCCCGGGUUCCCGACCGCGGCUUCUCCUCACGCCUGGACCUGCCCUUCUCGGCGCCCCUGUUCUCCAGGGAGAUGCGAUGAGCCGGCGCCCCCGCGUCCUCAUCGCCGUCCCGGGCACGGUGCCCGUCCGGUGCCCGCGGUGGGGAGGGAGCCCCCCGCGACCCCUCCGCGACGCCCCUCCCUUGGGCCCCCGCCCAGCUGGAGGCCCUGGGCCAUGCCCCAGGGGACCCAUCCCGUUGGUGGGCUCUAGAGCAAAGAGGGUGGAGAGGAGGGAGGACGGGGCCUUGGGCGCCUCUGAGAUGCUCCCAAGCGCCAGGGGAGGCCCAGCGAGGCGCCGGCAACCGGGCAGCAGGCAUGAUGCCCUCGCCCAGUGACUCCAGCCGUUCGCUGACCAGCCGACCCAGCACCCGCGGCCUUACCCACCUUCGCCUCCACCGACCCUGGCUGCAGGCCCUGCUCAUGCUGGGGCUAGCCCAGGUGCUCCUGGGCGUCCUGGUGGUCACCUUCAGCAUGGUGGCCUCCUCUGUCACAACCACCGAGAGCAUCAAAAGGUCCUGCCCAUCUUGGGCUGGGUUCUCGCUGGCGUUCUCCGGGGUGGUUGGCGUUGUGUCUUGGAAGCGGCCAUUCACUUUAGUGAUCUCCUUCUUCUCUCUGCUUUCGGUGCUCUGUGUCAUGCUCAGCAUGGCCGGCUCUGUUCUCUCCUGUAAGAAUGCCCAGCUAGCCCGAGACUUCCAAGACUGCUCCAUGGAAGGAAAGGUCUGUGUGUGCUGCCCCUCUGUCCCCCUACUCCGGCCCUGUCCAGAGUCAGGGCAGGAGUUGAAAGUCACCCCUAACUCCACCUGUGACGAAGCCCGAGGAGCCCUCAAGAACCUGCUGUUCAGCGUCUGUGGGCUCACCAUUUGUGGUGCCAUCAUCUGUACCCUCUCCGCCAUCGUCUGCUGCAUCCAGAUCUUCUCCCUGGACCUUGUGCACACGCUGGCCCCCGAGCGCUCAGUCUCAGGCCCCCUGGGGCCCCUGGGCUGUACAUCGGCGCCCGCAGCGCCUGUCCUUCACACCACGCUGGACUUGGAGGAAUUCAUACCGCCAGUGCCCCCUCCGCCCUACUACCCCCCUGAGUAUACCUGCAGCUCGGAAACAGAUGCGCAGAGCAUCACCUACAAUGGCUCCAUGGACAGCCCGGUGCCUUUGUACCCUACGGAUUGCCCUCCUUCUUAUGAGGUCGUCAUGGGGCUACGAGGAGACAGCCAGGCCACUCUGUUUGAUCCCCAGCUUCACGACAGCUCCUGCGUCUGCGAGCACGUGGCCUCCAUCGUGGAUGUGUCCAUGGACAGCGGAUCUCUGGUGCUGUCGGCCAUCGGGGACCUGCCCGGGGGCUCGAGCCCGUCGGAGGACUCGUGCCUGCUGGAGCUGCAGGGCUCCGUGCGCUCGGUCGACUACGUGCUCUUCCGCUCCAUCCAGCGCAGCCGCGCUGGCUACUGCCUCAGCCUGGACUGCGGCCUGCGCGGCCCCUUCGAGGACAGCCCCCUGCCCCGGCGGCCCCCGCGGGCCGCCCGCUCCUACUCCUGCUCGGCCCCCGAGGCCCCGCCCGCGCUGGGAGCCCCCACAGCCGCCCGCAGCUGCCACCGGCUGGAGGGCUGGCCGCCCUGGGUGGGACCCUGCUUCCCGGAGCUGCGGCGGCGGGUCCCCAGGGGAGGCGGCCCAGGAGGCGGCCGGCCCGCUGCAGCCCCUCCCGCCCGCGCCCCUGCUCGCCGCUUCAGCGACAGCUCAGGUUCCCUCACGCCGCCACCACCGCCUGGGCACCGGCCUCCCCAUCUGGCUCUCCCGCCGCCCCCGCUGCUGCUGCUGCCGCGGUCCCACAGUGACCCAGGCAUCACCACAUCCAGCGACACCGCUGACUUCAGGGACCUUUAUACCAAAGUGCUCGAGGAAGAGGCUGCCUCCCUUUCCUCUGCAGAUACAGGGCUCUGCUCUGAAGCCUGCCUCUUCCGUCUAGCCCGCUGCCCUUCGCCCAAGCUGCUGCGCGCCCGCUCAGCUGAGAAACGGCGCCCUGUGCCCACCUUUCAAAAGGUCCCCCUGCCCUCCGGCCCUGCACCUGCCCACUCCUUGGGGGACCUUAAGAGCAGCUGGCCAGGCCGAGGCUUGGUCUCUCGUUUCUUCCAGAUGUCCAAGAAGGCCCCAGACCCCAGUGGGAAUGGGGCCCAUGGGUUUAAGCAGGUGCCCCGGAGCCCAUGGGGUCGGCCAGGCCGUGAGAGCCUCCACCUUCGAAGCUGUGGCGACCUGAGCUCUGGCUCUUCACUGCGGCGCCUCCUGUCUGGCCGCCGGCUGGAGCGUGGUCCCCGCCCCCACAGCCUCAGCCUCAAUGGGGGCAGCCGGGAGACUGGGCUCUGACCUGGGCUUCCUGACCCUCUGAACACAUCCAGGUGAAUGCUGGGGGCACAGGCACCAGCUGGUGGGACCAACAACCCCCAGCACCCCACGCGCUGGCUGACACAAAAGAAACCUGCUGAACAUCCCCAGAAGUAUCCCUUUGCGCCUGCCUCUGGGGGCUCCUGCUGCUUGCCUCUGGCCCUCAGGACUGGGAGAGCGUCUGUCCUGUGCUGCAUGGGUAUCUGGGUAUUCAGGCUGUCUGGGGGAGAGGCCCCUGCUUACAGCAUCUGAAGAGGAAAAAAAGUCCUACGCCCCCAGUGUGAGAGCCCUCCGACUGGACAGGGGCACUCUGGCCGGGGCAAAGGCAUGUCCCAGUGCUUCUGCAUAGGGAGCUGUGUGCCUGUGCAAUGGGGUGGUGAGGCGUGAAGAGUCCAAGAAACCUGGGUGGCUCUCAGCUCUGCCACGUCUACCUGCAUGGCCUUGGGCAAAUUAUUUAACCUCAACUGCCUGAUCCGUAAAACAUCGUGAAGAUGAAUGUUUGCAAAGCUCUUAAUACACUAAAUAGGGCUUCGAUAAAUUUCAGUUUCCCCUUCUCUUCUGCAUCAGCCUUUGCCACCAUGGGAAUUUGCUCUGGCAUCUCUCGUAGUUAAGAAAACACUCUCAAGACAUUUAUUUCCAACUAUCUAUAUCUCUGCUCCUUUUCGGAGCAAAAUGUUUUCUCUCUGCCUUUCCUCCUCUUCUCGGAACACUCCCAUCAGGCUCCAUCCCCAUCUCUCCCUAGGCACUACCCUUGAAAAAGCCUUCAGUAACCAAAAAGGUAUCAGAUCCAACGGCCACUUCUCUGCCUGCGUGUCACUUGACUUCUGAGAAACAUUUAAGCCAGAUAAUCCGCAUCUUUUCAAGUUUGCCUUUCCUGUCUUUGAAGACAUCCUACCCCUACUUUUCCUCUCUACCCUUUUGGUUUCCUUUGCCAGCUCCCACAACUCAGCUGGAUCGUUCAAUGCUGGAGAACCCCAGGAUUUUCCCCUUGGCCCUCUUCUAGUUUCCGUCUGCAAAUGGCACUACCAAAACCUAUGGUUUAAAUACUAUCUGCCAUGGGGCGCUUGGGUGGCUCAGUUGUUACGCGUCUGCCUUCUGCUC
Enhydra lutris kenyoni (northern sea otter) is the source of this 3603-nucleotide messenger RNA. RefSeq names its product family with sequence similarity 189 member B (gene ENTREP3). The record is from RefSeq and is a predicted model, not a curated record. The transcript has 12 exons. The coding region runs from base 451 to 2484 and encodes 677 amino acids. Gene Ontology annotation, cellular component: membrane. Lineage: Eukaryota; Metazoa; Chordata; Mammalia; Carnivora; Mustelidae.